AUGACUGAUAUUCAACAAGAAAUUCUAACAUCAGAAGGCACUGAUGUUCAAGUUGAACAAGCUCGAAAACAAAUUCAUGAUUGGCUUAAUAAACCAAUGCGAGUUUCAAUAAUUGAUGGACGUGUUCUUGUUGGUGUAUUACUUUGUACCGAUCGUGAUCAAAAUCUUAUCUUAGGCAAUUGUAAUGAAUAUAUUGGUUCACCAAGUGAACAAGAAGAAUUUCGUGCACUUGGUCUUGCACUUAUACCUGGCCAACAUAUUCAAUCAAUUUAUAUUGAUGAAAACUCUUCAUCAAUAUCACAUCAGUCAAAUCCAUCACAUAUACCAAUAACAAAAANACGGUGA
Rotaria sp. Silwood2 is the source of this 345-nucleotide messenger RNA. Lineage: Eukaryota; Metazoa; Rotifera; Eurotatoria; Philodinida; Philodinidae. The record is from the annotation of a GenBank genome assembly.